Zootermopsis nevadensis is the source of this 2473-nucleotide messenger RNA. RefSeq names its product calcium and integrin-binding protein 1. Lineage: Eukaryota; Metazoa; Arthropoda; Insecta; Blattodea; Termopsidae. Gene Ontology annotation, molecular function: magnesium ion binding; calcium ion binding. The record is from RefSeq and is a predicted model, not a curated record.
CUAAUCCAGUAACCUAGAUCUGGAUAUUUAACGUCAGAAUUGUGAUGUUUUGUUAACGGUCAGGUUGAGUGAAUGGACAUCAUCAUUUUGUAAUGCACAUUAGCUCUUUAACGUGUUCGAUAAUACCUCGAUUAUUGUACAUACUGCCAUUGUGAUUGUUCUUUAUCGAUUUAAUUGUGGUCCUUACGAGAAUAUUGUGGUUAGGAAAUUUGUUUGGUGUCAUUUUGGAUAAUACCUAAUAAUGCUUCGAAGAAAUUAUUAACAAUAUAUAAAAACAACAUGGGGCAAGGAAGGAGCCAGUUUACAGAAGAAGAGUUACAGGACUAUCAAGACUUGACAUAUUUCACCAAGAAAGAAGUUCUGUAUGCACAUCAUAAAUUCAAAGCUCUUGCACCAGAGAAAGUGGGGCACAACAAAAAUGCCAAACUGCCUAUGGCAAAGAUACUCCAGUAUCCUGAACUACAUGUGAAUCCAUUUGGAGACAGAAUCUGCCAUAUAUUUAGUUCAAGCCAUGAUGGAGAUUGUACUUUCGAAGACUUCCUAGAUAUGAUGUCAGUGUUCAGUGAGGGAGCACCAAAAGCUGUGAAAGCAGAACAUGCUUUUCGAAUCUUUGAUUUUGAUGGAGAUGAUAUGCUGGGGGUAACAGAUCUCAGACAAGUGGUAAACCGUCUGACUGGUCAGCAGCGUCUAAGUGAACAGGACAUGCAGCAUCUUAUACAGAAUAUAUUAGAUGAAGCAGAUUUAGAUGAUGAUGGAGCACUCUCUUUUGCAGAAUUUGAACAUAUUAUUUCUAAAUCCUCAGAUUUUGCUAAUUGUGGUACACACAUCUCGCACCAUCAAAAUACAAGUUCAAGAACACACAAAAAUCAUACAAUGUUGCAACAUGGACAUCGUAGCUGAGUGCUUUCAGAAUCCGUCUGUAAUAAACCUCCAUAAAAACAGUAUGACCUAAUGUGUUUAUUGCUCAAAGGAAAUGUCCAUUUGAUAUUGGAGUAAUCGAACAGAAGACUGUAAAAUACUUUAGUUAUUAUUAUAUUAGAUGCCUAGUGUAAUAAGUUUUAAUCCUUAAAGCACAGCAUAAAUGUAGCAAUCAUUUUGUGAUAUGUACCUUUUUAUAUAUUUAGUAUAGUUUAAACCAGUAGUAUACCAAAGAUAAUUCACAGUUACCCUGAAAUGGGAAUUAUGUUGCUCUCUCAUUACAGUUCUUGAUUUCAUAAAUAUUUUUACUGAACAUUAACUAAUUUUCUUGGCCCAUUCUCUCAUUAGAUAGACAUCUGCUGACAAUUUUAAUAUGUGGGUACUGCACACUUUAUUUUUCUUAGUAAUCGUAAUACGUAUGUAUCAUAUUGUCCAUCUGCAUUCUCAAAAUGAUACUGACUGUGAGUAUGUAGAAAAUACUUAUCAGUUACCAGUCUGUCAAUAUGUGUGAGAGAACAAUGUGACUAGUCAUCACAUACAUGUGAUAUGUGAAAGAAAAUGAUGAGCUCAAAGGAAGAAGAGAGACUGAUCUGAAGUAGACUAUGGUGGGUCACAAAAUUAUGCUGAUAAUGUACAUGGCAUAUAAUAUAUUAAAUAUGCAAUAAACAUCCUUUCACACAUAUAUAUCUAUUUCCUGUAUUGCUUGCUUAUCAAUGUGAUAGCCACAUUUGUGUUACAUUUAUCAUUGGAGAUAAACCGUGCACACCUGUGGAAGCCUGUAUCACAAGAUAUGACUUGAAAUGAAUGAUUUAGCAUUUGUACUUCCUUUAAUUCAGAUCACAGUUGUAUCUUAUAAAUAAAGCUCAUGGAAGUGUGGUAUGUACCAUGAAUUUAAUAUCUCAUGUCUAAACAUUUUUGGUGGGUGACCAGCUUAAGAAGCCACAGGCCUGCAUGUAUCAUAUGGGGGUGAUUAACCCCUUCCCUGAUUUUUUCCCCCUAUUUCAUGUUUGGAAUAUACUGACAAAAAUGGAAUUAUUGAUGUGUUUUGAUGGUAAAUAAUCAUAGUGUACAAAAUGUAGUUUAUAUAACUAAUGAUUAUUAUCCUGAGUUAUCUUCUGUUACUUUCCAUCGUUAUUAAAAAUUGACUUCAUCACAAGACACAAAUCACUGCAGCUAGCACAGGAACUUAUGACAGAAGCAUAAAAGUCCUAUUUACAUGCAAUCUAGCAUAAAAGUAUAUAAAUGCACAUUGCUUAUGAAAGUGCAGCAGUGCAUCAUUUACUGAUGUCUAGAGUUGAUACAUAUAUGUACAACCUGAAUUAACUUUUAUUAAUAAUGGGACAGAAGAAAUACUGUCCUCAAGUAACUUUGGUUAAUAUUUUAUUGCAAAAAUGAUGAACCUCAGAUAUUUCAGGAUAAUUGGGGAACUGGUUAAGGAACUGUCGCAGGCAUCUAGUAACCUAAUAAGCAUAAGAGAUCACUGUCUGUUGUUUGUUUUAAACCAUAUGUCAACUGUGUGUUUAUAUAAAUGUAUCAAUAAAACUACUGCUCCAUC